Messenger RNA from Boleophthalmus pectinirostris (great blue-spotted mudskipper), 848 nucleotides. It is a transcript of the gene mrpl18, whose product is annotated as mitochondrial ribosomal protein L18. The coding region runs from base 180 to 806 and encodes 208 amino acids. Gene Ontology annotation, molecular function: 5S rRNA binding; structural constituent of ribosome. Lineage: Eukaryota; Metazoa; Chordata; Actinopteri; Gobiiformes; Gobiidae. Gene Ontology annotation, biological process: translation. Gene Ontology annotation, cellular component: mitochondrion; ribosome. The record is from RefSeq and is a predicted model, not a curated record. The transcript is spliced from 4 exons.
UUUAAAUAUCCAUGCUCAUAUUAUUACAUCUGACACAAACUUUUCUUCUUUUCCUACACUAUACAUUUGAUAAAGAAUAAAUACGAAACACGCUAGACAAAAUGCACACGUAAAGGACAUUUUCAGCCGGAACUUUUCUCGCUUUUUGUUUCUUCCCGGACUCAAAGUGACAUGACCGGAUGUUGUUAGAAUGUCAAAAUGGCGUUUCGCGUGAUCAGUUUUUGAACCGUAGCCUUACUUUACAGAAAAUGGCUUUGAGGGGAAUUACUUGGAAUGUGUGGGUGCUGCUGGGUCAUAGUCAGCGACGCGCGUCCCCACAAUCAGCUCGUUGUGUCCAUCAGGCCGCCUCCAAGGUAGCGCCCGCAGUGGAAGAGAAUGAAGCAGUGAAUCCUACUUUUGUGAACAGAAACCCUAGGAACUUGGAGCAAAUGGCUUUAGCAGUGAAGGACCGUGGAUGGAAAACUAUUUGGCCUCACAAAGAAUUUUAUCACAGAUUAGUAUUUUCACGUACACAGCACCAUGUCACAGCAGAAGUGUUCUCCCACUCCUCUCCGGACCCGGUGCUCACCUGUUCCACCAAAGAGUGGGCCCUGAAGAGAGAGUUACCCUCCACAAACUGCGUGGCUGCAUGUCAGGCUGUGGGUGAGGUGCUGGCCCAAAGGUGCAGACAGGCAGGUAUCACAAGGAUGGUGUACAGAGAAAUCCCCUGGUCAUACCGCUCGGAUGCUGUGCAGUGCUUCAGAAAAUCAAUGCAGGAAGGUGGAAUUGUUCUCAGUGAACCUCGGCGGAAAUAUAUUGGUACAUAAUGUUUGUGACUGUAGUUGUAAAUAAAAAUGUAACUUACUAAA